Suillus fuscotomentosus is the source of this 336-nucleotide messenger RNA. RefSeq lists its product as uncharacterized. The transcript has 3 exons. Lineage: Eukaryota; Fungi; Basidiomycota; Agaricomycetes; Boletales; Suillaceae. The coding region runs from base 1 to 336 and encodes 111 amino acids. The record is from RefSeq and is a predicted model, not a curated record.
AUGGCUGCAGCACCAGUCGACUUUCUUGGUGCUGCUCGGCACUCUCGCUCUCCUAGUCCCACUGAUGAAGAUCUGUUUGACAAAGCCAUCGCAGGUCUGGCAGACUUCGAUAUGGAUGGUGAACAGGCCAAAACCCCUAUGGACAACAAUGAAAAGGGUAGUAGGUCCCACACGACCAAGUUCGAAGGAGUACUAGGCAAGCGUCCUCGUGGAACAUCUGACAGUGACCACAAUGCCAAUGGGCAAGUUCGCAAAACUGUCAAAAUCCAGGCAAGUACUAGUCGCAAACCGAUUCGUGCAAAAGCCAGUGAUUUUCAAGUUGAGGAGGACAAGUAG